CUGUCAAGUGAUAAUUCGAGCGUUAUAAAAGUAAAAACUUAAAUAAAAAGUGUAACAAAUAUGGGCAAUAGUUCAGCAAAAGUCGAGGCCAAGCCGAUCGAAGAAAAAAAGCCUCUUAAGCCGUGUUGUGCGUGUCCGGAGACGAAAAAGAUUCGGGACGAGUGUAUUAUAACAAAAGGCGAGGCUGAGUGUGGCCACCUAAUAGAAGCUCACAAGGCUUGCAUGCGUCAUUUGGGAUUUAAUAUUUAAGCUGUAAAAGAUCUGAAGAGUGUUGGGUCAAAUCGCUUUGUACAAAGCAGCCAAGAUGGUUACUUUAAGUAUUACCAUAGAAAUUGAUAAUACAAAUAUUUUUAAGUUUAAUCUUCUUACAAUAGUUCUUGUAAAUAUAUAGGUCAAUAAAUCAUUAAGUUGAAAAA
This is a messenger RNA of Copidosoma floridanum, 416 nucleotides long. RefSeq names its product Cytochrome c oxidase copper chaperone COX17 (gene Cox17). Gene Ontology annotation, biological process: mitochondrial respiratory chain complex IV assembly. Gene Ontology annotation, cellular component: mitochondrial intermembrane space. The record is from RefSeq and is a predicted model, not a curated record. NCBI's taxonomy places the organism in Eukaryota, Metazoa, Arthropoda, Insecta, Hymenoptera, Encyrtidae. Gene Ontology annotation, molecular function: copper chaperone activity; copper ion binding.